UUGUUUUCUUUUCGUGUUUCAGAACCAGGUGACAGAUACUAACAGAAGACUGCAGCUGGAAGGGGCUGAGUUAUUAUCCUCCAUGAAGGAUUUACAGCAGUGCCGGGUUCAGCAGAGGAACAUUGCAGCCACCGUGGAUAAGCUGAACAUGUGCUUGCCAGUGUUGGAGAUGUACAGCAAGCUGCAAGUUCAGAUGAAGUCUAAGCGCCAUUACCCAGCUCUGAAAACCCUAGAGCAGUUGGAGCACACGUACCUGCCCCAGGUCAGCCACUACCGCUUCUGUCAGGUCAUGGUGGAUAAUAUUCCCAAACUGCGGGAGGAGAUCAAAGACGUGUCCAUGUCGGACCUAAAAGAUUUCCUGGAGAGCAUCCGCAAGCACUCCGAGAGAAUCGGGGAGACUGCCAUGAAGCAGGCGCAGCAGCAGAGAACUCUGGACAACAUUCUAUCUGUGCAGGGCAAGGGGGGCCUCGCCAAGAGACAUAGGAAAUGCCCAAGCCCAGAGGUGAACGGUACCAGCCCUAUGUCUGAGCAGGAUUCCGGCAUUCUGGAUGUGGAGGAUGAAGAAGAGGAAGAAGAGGCCCCUGGCACACAGGAUUUGGUAGAUUUCUCUCCUGUAUAUCGCUGUUUGCACAUCUACACUGUACUGGGUUCCAGGGAAACCUUUGAGAAUUACUACAGGAAGCAGAGAAGAAAGCAGGCAAGGCUGGUCCUGCAGCCGCCAUCCAACAUGCAUGAAACAUUGGACGGAUACAGAAAGUACUUCCACCAGAUAGUAGGCUUUUUUGUGGUGGAAGAUCACAUCUUACACACAACCCUUGGCCUUGUCAACAGAGCCUACAUAGAUGAACUGUGGGAGCUGGCCUUGUCCAAAACAAUGGCAGCCCUGCGGACUCAUUCGUCCUACUGCUCCGAUCCCAACCUGGUGUUAGAUCUGAAGAACCUCAUAGUCCAUUUUGCUGACACGCUGCAGGGUUAUGGUUUCCCAGUGAACCAACUGUUUGACAUGCUGCUAGAGAUCAGAGACCAGUACAGCGAGAUCCUGCUGAAGAAAUGGGCUCUGCUUUUCAGAAAUAUACUCGAUGCAGAUAACUACAGCCCCAUCCCAGUGAGCGACGAGGAGACAUAUCGAAAGUUCAUAGGACAGUUCCCUUUCCAGGAUUCUGAACUGGAGAAGCAGCAGUUCCCUAAAAAGUUUCCUUUCUCGGAAUUUGUGCCAAAAGUCUACUGUCAGAUCAAGGAGUUCAUCUACGCUUGCCUGAAGUUCUCGGAGGAUUUGCACCUAAGUUCCACAGAAGUGGACGACAUGAUCCGCAAGUCCACAAACCUGCUGCUCACUCGAACGCUAAGCAACUGCUUGCAGAAUGUCAUAAAGAGAAGGAACGUGGGGCUGACGGAGCUUGUACAGAUCAUCAUCAACACCACCCACCUAGAGGUCUCCUGUAAGUACCUGGAGGAGUUUAUCACCAAUAUUACCGGCGUUCUGCCGGAAACAGUACAUACCGCCAAACUCUACGGCCUGACAACAUUCAAGGACGCUCGCCAGGCGGCAGAAGAAGAGAUCUACACCAACUUGAACCAAAAGAUCGACCAGUUCCUGCAGCUAGCCGAUUACGACUGGUUGGCAGCCGAUUCCAGCACGCAGGCCAGCGACUACCUUCUAGACCUUGUUGCCUUCCUAAACAGCACCUUUGCCGUCUUCACCCACUUACCAGGGAAAGUGGCCCAGACGGCGUGCAUGUCGGCCUGCAAGCACCUCUCCACCUCUCUAACGCAGCUGCUGCUAGAAGCAGAAGUCAAACAGAUCACCAUGGGUGCCCUCCAGCAAUUCAACCAGGACGUCAAGGAGUGUGAACGGUUUGCCAGAUCCGGACCAGUGCCUGGGUUCCAAGGGGACACGCUGCAGUUGGCCUUCAUCGACUUAAGACAAUUAUUAGACCUUUUCAUCAAAUGGGAUUGGUCCACUUACCUGGCUGAUUACGGGCAACCUACGUGCAAGUACCUACGAGUCAACCCCACCACGGCCCUCAUUUUAUUGGAAAAGAUGAAAGACUCAAGCCGGAAAAACAACGUUUUUGCUCAGUUCCGGAAAAACGAGCGGGACAAACAGAAGCUGAUAGAGACGGUGGCCAAGCAACUUCGAAGUCUAAUCAACAGCCACCAUUCAUGAGAUCUCCGCCACUACAGCCCUAACCGGAAGAUGACUGGACAGUGCCAAAUGCUGUACACUAAUUGAGCGACUGUACCGCCCUUUUAUUGGCAACGGAAAACCUUAUGUAGACUGCGUAGCGUCCGGCAGCCAUGGCGUCUGCUUCAGUAGCGGUGGGCAGAGCAAUGGCCUCCUCCUAGUUCCGCGCUAAACAAGGGAUAGACGUUGUGUUGCUUUGCUAGGUGGUGGGUGUUGUACUUUCUAUUGCACUGAUCUGGAAGGUUUUGUGACCUAUAUUAGAAGACAGUCAUUUCCUUUUUAUAUACAUAUUAUAUAACUCUUUUUUGAGAGGCAGAACUGAUUUUACCGGACAGGUUGGGAGGACAACGGGCAAUUCUGGGUAUGUUAAGCAUGAGCUGCACUGGACUCCUUCACUCCUGAAACCUAGUCUCCCAGUAUUCCCAAACUGACUCCUACCUGGAACAUGUUUAUCCCUUCUUUACUAGAAGGGGCUACAGGGUAUUUGCUUCAUUAGCCUACUCGGAAAUGGCAGUAAGUUGCCCCGUGAACUGACACAUGCAGGAGACGAGAGCAUCCCUUCAGACAUGGUUGGCCUCGUCUGUAACCCAAUCAGAUCUUUUGCAUUCUUUAUACUAACUGCACUAAACAAUUACAAGGUAUCUGUAUAUUGGGUUACUUUGCUCGUGAUUCUUUCUAACACUAUUAAGAACAUCAGCUUUGAUUUUCCUUGAUGUAUAGACAAAACUGUUAUAGUGGAGCCACGUCUGUCCGUAGAGGUUUAAACUGCUAAAGUAAUCUGAGCAAUAUUGUUAUAUUAAGAGUUCUCUUGCAGUAUAUCUUACCCCAUUCACCUGAUGCCAGUGUUAAUUGGUACAUCUCACUAAUGAAUCUAGCACAGUCUUCCACAUACCCACGGCCGUCCCUAUUUUGUACUAAGAAAACCUUGAAGCUGAACAUUUUCCCUACACCGCAGUAAAGCACACUCCUAACUUCCAUUCCUCAACUCUUCUUUAGACGACAUUAAUUAGAAUCCAGCCAUUGUUCUAACUUAAUACUACAGUCAGUCCUUAUUCAAGGUUUUAUAUUCUGUACCUAGCCCGGGUCACCUAAUGGGAUGUCUUCAUUACUGAGGAGAUUCUCAAUGGAGAGUAGUUCCAAGUAAGGGCAAGUUUUCCACAAAUGGCCUUCAUAUUGCUAAUAAGCCUACCCACAGAUGAAAAAGGACAUGACUAAUUAUUUCGUUAUACCAGAUUCAUGGCUAAAGCAGAGGAUAUUUCAGACAAGACUGAGUGAGGAAUGAUAUGUCCUAACCUUCCCUAAUGGACUCUUUCCUCCAUAGGAUGCAGAAACAAUGUAAAGUCUCCGAGAAUUACAGUUCUCACCAGGAGACAGGAAUAUUUUGGCUGUAACCAUACAAAGUCUGAAGACUCUUAGUGACCAAAAGUCUUGUAUCAUUGGGUGGCGCCUUUCUGUGACAAUGUGCCAUGGCAUACCCAACUUAUUCUAUUGUCGUUUGGCUUCAUGAUGAAGCAGGUGGAAUCUUCUAAAGCGUUGCCGACUGGUCACUUAAGAGAAAUUCAGUUGGCCGAUGGAUUGUAAGGAGCUAUAGUUGUGCUGUAUCUUUAAAAAAAUGGAAGCAGGGGUGGGGUUUAGGUGUGGCAGGAAGGGCUUCUUUCCUGAGCACAAUGUAGAUGCCCAACCUUGUAUAUUUAAUGCUGAAUGUAAUCAUUCCCAACUACGCUAUUGGGAAUUGCUGUAGUGCAGUUUGUUUUGAUAGACACUCCAGGCAAACACGGCACAGGCACUUUAGGCCUCAGUAAAGAAGUGUUGGAGCGCUCAAGCUGAACCUGAUGGGAUAGCAGCCAUCAUACGAUAUCCUGAGCAGCUCAGUGCUAUCCAACAUGCAUAUUAGGAGCAGGGUUUGCAUUUAAACACUCCUAUGUAGAUACUAAGUCCAACCAGGCCUCUGUAGCCAUCACUCCAGAGGAGAUCAUAUUAAUCUUCUAAGUAUGAAAUACAUUAAUACCCAAGAAUGUAUUAGUAAAGGACAAGCUAAGAAGAUAUGUAUUGAUUCCCUUGCAACAUGCUUACGAUCUUGGUAUCAUUUCCACAUUGUGCCCUUGGAAUAUGGCUGGACCAGGACACAAUGUCUAUGAAGAUAUUUGAAGUUGCUUCCUUCGGACCUUGCCCAGUACCUGAAUGUCUUAAACUUCGGGAAGUCACCCAACAUGCAGUAUUUAAAGCCCUUAGCAUGUGUUGUUUUUGCCCCCGUUGCCCAAUAAUGUGACCAUUUCAUUGUUCCAUAAAGUGCCUGAAUUUGCCUCCAACCCACGCUCCCCGGUGGGCACCCCGUACAACCAUGAGCAAUGCUUCGAGCUUCCAUGACUUCAGGGAAUCGAGAGCACUAAUCCUUUUUGAGUUUGACCUCUGCCCAAUACUCUGGCCCCCAUCGUAGCAGAAAGCGCCUCGCAGAUGAAUUUCUCGUGCGGAGCCAAGAACAAGUUCUUCCUUGUGAAUGUCUUCUUUCGAGUUCAUUGAAAGCACAAAUUCAUGCAACGUUGCCACCAUUCAAUGUUUACUUUAGAGCUGAGCCAAACUAUAAACUGCACAAGCACGAGAGCAGCUAAGCGCACAAUGCUCAUUGCCUUCCUACUCGCAGCUUAAGCGGCUCAACGUGUUGCCAUACUUCCAACCCUCCUGAUAUUACUCUCAAUAAUGCUGGGAUUCCUUUGUUUACCUUAAGCCCCAACUACUGGAGAAGCCUAUAGGCGAGAGCUGACAGCGUGGAUGAUAAAGGGAAUUCUAGGGGAUUCGUAGACGGCUAAAAACAAAAAUGAUAGGGAUCCUGUCUGCAAAACCUGCACUUUUUAACUCUUUCUUGUGCCAGUGACGAGAUUUGUUGGGUUAUGAUACGCCGGGCCGUAAGCUAUGAUGACUCCGUCGGAGCCUGAAACAGUCUGGUUGUACAGUAAACAAAGCAUUAAAAUAAAGGCGGAAAGUUAAGGAGAAGUAUGAUAGACAUUCAUGGAAUGUUCACCCAGGUCACAAGGCUUUAAGCUUGUAGGAUAUCUAUUGACUACAAUGAAUGCUGUACACUCCCCUUUGUACUAUAUCACAUCCCUUCAAUAAUAAAAAGCAGUUUCAAUUGUGA
Xenopus tropicalis (tropical clawed frog) is the source of this 5318-nucleotide messenger RNA. It is a transcript of the gene exoc6b, whose product is annotated as exocyst complex component 6B. Gene Ontology annotation, biological process: exocytosis; intracellular protein transport; Golgi to plasma membrane transport. NCBI's taxonomy places the organism in Eukaryota, Metazoa, Chordata, Amphibia, Anura, Pipidae. The transcript has 20 exons. The coding region runs from base 83 to 2167 and encodes 694 amino acids. The record is from RefSeq and is a predicted model, not a curated record.